Molecule: messenger RNA, 281 nt
Organism: Chaetomium strumarium
Lineage: Eukaryota; Fungi; Ascomycota; Sordariomycetes; Sordariales; Chaetomiaceae
Exons: 1
Coding region: 45-266 (73 amino acids)
Source: RefSeq, a predicted model, not a curated record
UCCUUUCCCCUUUUCCUUCUUCGUGGAUCGUCUCCUCAAUCUUGAUGUCCACCUACCCCCUAUUCAAGGGUCUCCCUCUCUCUUUCGCGGUUGUACUGUACAACUUGGCUCCCUUACACCUACCUCCCCUUUCCAUGAUCUCUUGUCGGCAUUUCCAUCCUUAUCCUUUUCGUCGUCCCGAACGAGCCCCUCCGAUGAGGGCUUUCCACUGUCACUGUAGAGAGGUCACUCGCACGCAGAGUCUAGGUACAUACAGGGACACAUAAGCUGUUUCAUGAGGC